Messenger RNA from Punica granatum (pomegranate), 1915 nucleotides. The record is from RefSeq and is a predicted model, not a curated record. Lineage: Eukaryota; Viridiplantae; Streptophyta; Magnoliopsida; Myrtales; Lythraceae.
GCUUAUGACCUUUUCCAUAAGACAAUCCAGAAUUGAUCCAAACCUUCACCCCUACACUUUCUGUCUCCUCCCUUAGUCAGCUCUCUCCUUCUCCUCCUCGUCCUCUUUCAUGGGAGGAGACAGAGAGAGGACGACUGGGUCCGAGCAGAGGAGCUGAUUGAGCCAUAGCAGCCUCCCGGGAAGGGUGGAUGGGAUCCUGCGGGUCCACUCCACAGGCUUGUGUUGGUGGCAAAUCGAAGCUUCCGAAAAAGAAGAGGAUCCGGAGGCAAAGGAAGGUCGUCAAGGGCAGAGUGUCGUUGUCGUCCCAUCUGUCGAGCACAUCGGUGGACAUGAUGGAGCCUGCCGAGCUACGACACUGAUGUUUCAUGAACCCGACAUUCCAAGCAGGAAGUGUUGAGGAAGCAUGGUUUGAUUCUGUUGCCGUGUUCGACACUGACUGUGAGGAGGACUAUCACAGGGUUCUGGAUGACUCCUUAUCUGUGAGCGGCCUUGAAGCUGUUCAUUUUUCUCGUAUCACAUCCACGACUAAUCAGAUGGUUGACUUAUUGGCUCCGAACUCUGGGAGGAAUUCCAUUAUGGAGUCUUCAAAGAGCUCCGUUUCUCAAGAUGAUGCAUGUCCUAUGUUUCUCGAUGAAAUCACAAUGGCUGCUGAUUCCGGAGAAGGAGUGAUUGACAACUGCGGGAUUAUACCCAGUGCCUGCUUGCCGUUCAUUACUUCUUCUUCUACUACAGUUCCUUCUUCUGUUGAGAAGAGCGGCUCUCUUAGCUCCAGUUCACCGCGUUCGAGGAAAAAAGCCUCCAUAAGACUUCAGUCUAAAUUAAAGGAAGGGAAUCCUAACUCCCCUGUAUUUCCGUCGAGGGUGCUUUUAGAAAGACCUAUAGCUGGUUCUCGAGUACCCUUUUGUCCGGUGGAAAAGAAAAUGCUCGAUUCUUGGUCAUAUAUCGAGCCGAGAUCUUUUAAAGUCCGGGGAGAAACUUAUCUUAGGUACAGAUGGAAGUUCAAGGAAGAUAGAACUCAGGACAAGAGGAAGGAGUUUGCUUCUAAUUGUGCAGCGUAUUACCCAUUCGGCGUUGAUGUUUUCUUAACUAAGUGGAAAGUGGAUCACAUUGCUCGUUUAGUUCAACUUCCCGCCACAAAGUCUUCCGGAAAGCUCCCUCCUAUUCUAGUGGUGAACGUGCAGAUUCCACUGUAUCCCGCCUCAAUUUUUCAGAGUGAAACUGAUGGCAAAGGAAUGAGCAUUGUCUUAUAUUUUAAGCUUUCUGAGAGCUAUUCGAAGGAGCUCCCAUCCCAUUUUCAGGAUGGUAUCAGGAGGUUGAUCGAUGAUGAUGUUGAGAAAGUCAAAGGCUUUGCCGUCGAUAAUACUGUCCAGUUCCGUGAGAGAUUGAAGAUUUUGGGUCGUGUGGCGAACGUGGAUGAUCUACCCAUGAAUGCAGCAGAGAGAAAGCUUAUGCAGACUUACAAUGAGAAGCCUAUUCUUUCUCGUCCUCAGCAUGAGUUUUAUUCUGGUGAGAACUACUUCGAGAUAGAUUUAGACAUGCACAGGUUCAGUUAUAUCUCGCGGAAGGGCUUCGACACAUUUUUGGACCGUCUGAAGCUCUGCGUCUUGGAUGUUGGCCUCACUAUUCAGGGGAACAAAGUCGAAGAACUUCCUGAACAGAUCCUAUGCUGCAUAAGAUUAAAUGGAAUAGACUACACAAAUUACCAGCAGAUGGGCUUAACCCAAGAAAUAUCGGCGGGCUACAAUGAUUUGUAGAGAUAUCUUAAGUAACUGGAAGAAGCCGCUUCAUUAAUUCUGCGCGAGGUUUACCAUUAUCUUCUCUCAUUUUGAGGAAUGAAAGUCGUUUGUUGUGCAACUGUUGAUCAGUUUUGAUAUUCGAAAGUUCCUUUUCUGGAAAAUUAAUGUUUUGCUGUGAA